CCAGCGCGCCAUCGCGUUCGCUCCCUACGCCGACUGCAUCUGGAUGGAGACGGGCAAGCCCAUCCUCGCGCAGGCGCAGCAGUUCGCCACGGAGGUGAGGGCCGCCGUGCCCCACCAGAUGCUCGCCUACAACCUCAGCCCGUCCUUCAACUGGGACACUGCAGGCAUGACGGAUGCCCAGAUGGAGUCGUUCAUCUGGGACCUCGCCAAGCUCGGCUUCUGCUGGCAGUUCAUCACCCUGGCAGGCUUUCACUGCGAUGCCCUCAGCAUCGACCUGUUCGCGCGGUCCUACGCCACGAAGGGGGCGGCGGCCUACGUGCAGAUGAUCCAGCGGCAGGAGCGCGAGCACAAGGUGGAGACCCUGACGCACCAGAAGUGGAGCGGGUCCGAGAUCGUGGACGAGAUGGGCAACAUCAUCUCCGGCGGCACGUCGUCCACAGGCAUCAUGAGUGCCGGCGUCACCGAGAAGCAGUUCUAGGGUGCCAAGCAUCAGGUGAUUUGUAAGUGGCACAUCAGCGAGGCGACCAAGAAGACGAGGAGGUUUGGGCCCUUCCCUUGUUGAACCGGGCAGGGGGCGCAUGCUUCACGGAGCCGCGCCUGCGCCGACGGGCGCGCCACGUUUUUCGACGAGCGCCGCCGCCGGCCUCCGCCGCCGCCGCCUGCCGAGCGGCAGCCAUACCCGAGGUGCAGCCGCGCGGGCGAAAUAUUUGUUUGCUC
Messenger RNA from Prorocentrum cordatum, 717 nucleotides. NCBI's taxonomy places the organism in Eukaryota, Dinophyceae, Prorocentrales, Prorocentraceae. The record is from the annotation of a GenBank genome assembly.